This is a messenger RNA of Dermochelys coriacea (leatherback sea turtle), 2191 nucleotides long. RefSeq names its product lactamase beta (gene LACTB). The transcript has 6 exons. The record is from RefSeq and is a predicted model, not a curated record. The coding region runs from base 54 to 1631 and encodes 525 amino acids. NCBI's taxonomy places the organism in Eukaryota, Metazoa, Chordata, Testudines, Dermochelyidae.
GGCCGAGCUCUCGGGAGCAGCUGCUCCUGCCUGGCGGCGGCCGGGCUGAAGCCAUGCACCGCUUGGCGCGGGCCCUGCGCCGAGUCUCGGGGCAGCAGCGGCUGCAGCGCCUGGGGAGCGGCCCGUGCCCACCGCGGGGAGCCGGCGCCUGGGGCUGGGGGGUCGGUCUGGGCCUCGCCCUGGGGGUGAAGGUGGCGGCCGGCUGCGAGCAGGAGGGGGCCCCGCGGCCGGAGGCGGCGGGAGAGGUGAAGCCGCCGCCGCCCAGGGGCUUCGCCCGGGCCAUCGAGAGCAGCAGGGACCUGCUGCAGAGGAUUAAGGAUGAAGUGGGAGCCCCAGGCAUAGUAAUUGGAGUUUCUGUAGAUGGAAAGGAAGUAUGGUCAGAAGGUCUGGGUUAUGCUGAUGUAGAGAACCGUGUAAUCUGUAAACCAGAGACAAUUAUGCGAAUUGCGAGUAUUAGCAAGUGUCUUACAAUGAUGGCUGUUGCUAAACUGUGGGAAGAAGGAAAACUGGAUUUAGAUGCUCCAGUGCAGAAAUAUGUUCCUGAGUUUCCAGAAAAAGAAUAUGAAGGUGAAAAGGUCACCAUUACCACAAGAUUGUUAGUUUCACAUUUAAGUGGAAUUCGUCACUAUGAGAAGGAUAUUACAAAAGUAAAGGAACAGAAGGAAAAGGCCAAUAAAACUCUUAAACUAAUGCAAGAUGUAAAAAAAUCUAACCAGGAGAAGGAACUGAAAGAAAAAGAAGAUAAAGACACCGAAAAAAAUGACUUUGCUGAAGCUAAGUCAGAACAGCAUGGUGAAGCUAAAGGCCGAAAUUUAAAACCUGUCAAGAGAACAAAGGAAUUUGAACAUGAAGAGUAUUAUUUGAAAGAAAAAUUUGAAAAUGUGAUUGAUUCAUUGAAAAUAUUUAAAAAUGAUCCUUUAUUCUUUAAACCAGGAAGCCAGUUUUUGUAUUCGACUUAUGGCUUUACCCUUCUGAGUGCUGUGGUGGAGAGAGCUUCAGGAUGUAAAUUUACAGACUACAUGCUGCAAAUGUUUCAUGACUUGGAUAUGCUGGCAACUGUGUUGGAUGACAAUGAAUCAAUGAUAUACAAUAGAGCAAGGUGUUAUGUUUGCAACAAAAAAGGACGGCUGGUAAAUGCACCCUAUGUGGACAACUCCUACAAGUGGGCGGGUGGCGGCUUUCUUUCUUCAGCAGGUGACCUCCUGAAAUUUGGAAAUGCCUUGCUGUACAGUUAUCAAGUUGGACAGUUUAAAAACUAUACCAACAAACUUCUUCCUGGCUACCUCAAACCAGAUACUAUUACAAUGAUGUGGACCCCAGUGCCAAACACUGAAGCAUCGUGGGAUAAGGAUGGUAAAUAUGCAAUGGGUUGGGUUGUUGUGGAGAAACAGCAAGAAUAUGGCUUUUGCCGACAGCAGCGACACUACAUCUCCCAUACUGGUGGAGCAGUGGGUGCAAGCAGUGUCCUGCUUAUUCUUCCUGAAGAGUUGGACUCUGAGGUUAUAAACAGUGGGUUAGUGACACCUCCCAGAGGAGUAGUUGUUAACAUUAUUUGUAAUAUGCAGUCAGUUUCUCUCAAUAGCACUGCCUUAAAGAUUGGAAAAGAAUUUGAUAAAGACAAAUUGGCAUGAUACUUUGAUUAAAAUAUAGCGUAGGUCUGAAUAACUGUACUGUAGUAUUGAAAUAGGAACAAAGUUUUUAAAAAGGGUACAUGUGAGUGCCAAGAUUGCUAGGAAUACACAUUUAUCAGAUUGUAAAUAAAUUAAACUAUAUGACUUUUGUUAGUGGUGCUACAUUUUUGUGCAUUUGGAAGUCUUCGCUCAGGGAAGUAGCUCUGUAGUUGCUAACUUAUGGAAAAGGGGUAAAAAAAAGGCAUUCUAAGAGAACAGUUAUUUUGUAAAUCACUCACGCAAAUCACCAAUGUUGUAGCAAUGUUUUUUCUUAUUAAGCCAAGAUACUGACCAGUCAAGAUCAAUAAGUAUUAUUGUUGGCCUUUACCAGAAAGAUGGUGAUGUUUACUCUUGUCUUCUAGACACUUCUGUAUUAGCAAAUAAAUAGUUUCCUUAAAUGUAGUAAAAUUAAGGAAAACUUGUAUAGAAUCAGAUAAUCACAACAUGCAAGACUGACUUCUUUUAUUGCCAUGAUAUAUUUUUCACAGUUAUGCUGGCCAAAGUUGUUCACCAGUAUUUUU